Molecule: messenger RNA, 1305 nt
Organism: Micropterus salmoides (largemouth bass)
Lineage: Eukaryota; Metazoa; Chordata; Actinopteri; Centrarchiformes; Centrarchidae
Product: interleukin-17C-like
Exons: 3
Coding region: 1-501 (166 amino acids)
Biological process (GO): inflammatory response
Cellular component (GO): extracellular region
Molecular function (GO): cytokine activity
Source: RefSeq, a predicted model, not a curated record
AUGGCAUGGAUCUCCUUCGGCUUGCUGCUGAUCUUCAGUGACCAGCCUUCUUCUGCUGCUGCUGCUGCUGCUGCGAGGUCCGGGUGCAUCAGCGAGGACAAGUUGAAUAAUCGUACUGACAAGUUUCGGAGGAAACACUGGGACAAUGUGGCUAUUUCUAAAAACCCGGUUUUGGAGCCGGACGCGCUGGACUGCGCGCAGUUUGCCAAACAAACACACCGCGGCGAAAUGAAUAAACGCUCCCUGUCCCCGUGGACGUACAGCCUAGACCAAGACCUGGACAGGAUCCCACAUGAGAUCGUCGUUGCAAAGUGCCUUUGCCGAGGCUGCAUCAUCAACCAUCGUGAAGAUAAUGACUACAACUCUGUGCCUGUGUAUGCUUUGGUGAAGGUCCUGAAGAAGAUUCAGUGCUCAGGUGAACCAAAAAAAUAUGCGGUGAAACAUUAUUAUAUGAAAGUCGCUGUGGCCUGCGUCUGUGUUGUGCCCAAGUACCAUAAAUGACCGCAACAUCAUCACAUGCUCACAUCGGUGCUGAGCUUUAUUUUUUUCUCUUUAUUUAUCAAGUUAACCGUAACAAAAAAAUCUAUUUAGGGAUAAAUAUUAUUUCUGUGAUCCAUUACGCUGACUAGCGUGGCUCCUGGGCAAGCAGUGUCAGUCAGUCCACCACUUUGAUCCCCAGAGGAUGAAUCCUACUGAUUUUAGUGAUCCAUUGGCUUUUACACCAGCAGGUUGACAUUUUUGCUUUUCAGUAACAUUUCUAAACAACUGCUGGAUGUAUUGCCAUGGAAUUUGGUUCAAACAUUUAUAUUCCCCUCAGGGUGAAUUGCAAUUACUUUGGUGAUCUGCAGACUUUUCAUCUAGCACCAUCAUCAGGUCAAAAUUUUAAUUUUACUUUGGUUUAUGAUCAAAUUCCUGAUCAUCCUCAGCUAUACUUUGUGUUUAGUGCUAAUUCACAUGUGUCAGCAUGCUAACAGGCUAAACUAAAAUUGUAAACUAGGCAAACUUUAUUAAGAGCCUCCCUCCCCUUCCGGGAAAAUAUAUUUAUGGUAGUCAACGGUGAGAAACCACUAAUUUUUUGAUCCUAUUUGAAAUGUACCCUGAAUUACACAUUUCACAAGCAAGGACCACGAUCAACAGGUAUGAUUAAAUGAUUUAUUGAGUAACAAACAGAAGAUGUAUGAAGCUUGCAGUAGCUGAAUAGACAUUAGAAAGCGUUGUGGGGAAGCUACGAUAGGGAAAUCCGCCGUAACACCCGGGCACAACAGACCCCAAUAAAUAUGGAGAGGAGGAAGGAGAUCAGGAGGC